GGACACAAAACGCAUUAGAGCAGACCGAGUCUAUUUACCAAAGCCACUCUCCUCCAGUCACAGACACAGACACAGACACAGACACAGCUCUCGGUCGGUUCAUCGUACAUCGCAAAGGAAAACGUAAAUGGGUUCGUACUCAAUAGCCAGUGCUAUAUCUCGAUUUGCGCCUCUAACCCGCUUCGUUAAACCUUUUUCUUACAUCAAUUGCCCUUGCAACAGAGCCCUGAGGCCAAAGAGAUUUGAUCAGCUUCGUGUGUUCUCAAUGGCGUCGGAAGCGAAGGAAUCACCAGCAAACAAUCCUGGCUUGUCAACGGUUCGUGAUGAGGCUACCAAAGGGUAUAUCAUGCAGCAGACUAUGUUUCGAGUGAAGGACCCUAAAGCUAGUCUUGACUUUUACUCACGUGUCCUCGGAAUGUCAUUGCUGAAGAGGCUAGAUUUCUCUGAGAUGAAAUUCAGCUUGUACUUCGUGGGCUACGAGGAUACUUCAACAGCUCCAACGGAUCCAACUGAGAGAACGGUUUGGACCUUUGGUCGACCAGCAACGAUUGAGCUGACUCACAACUGGGGCACAGAGAGUGAUCCCGAGUUUAAAGGUUAUCAUAAUGGGAACUCCGAACCUAAAGGAUUUGGGCAUAUUGGGGUUACAGUUGAUGAUGUGCACAAGGCAUGCGAGAGAUUUGAACAACUCGGAGUGGAGUUUGUCAAGAAACCUAACGAUGGAAAGAUGAAGAACUUAGCCUUCAUAAAGGAUCCUGAUGGCUACUGGAUCGAGAUCUUUGAUCUCAAGACUAUCGGGACAACAGCCGGAAACGCAGCCUGAGGAAGAAGUACAGAUUGUGUGCUGUUUGUCUUCUUCUUGUGUUCCUUCCACCUGAUCUUGAAUACAAAUAAAGAUGUUGCCUGUCUCAACGAAUAAAAGAAACUACGUUAUCAAUGCGUCUUUUUCUUGAUAUUAACAAUGAGUUGAGUUAAAUAAGUUGUUAUCAAUGAGAAUCAGUUUGGUUUGAUGUCAA
Molecule: messenger RNA, 1016 nt
Organism: Raphanus sativus (radish)
Lineage: Eukaryota; Viridiplantae; Streptophyta; Magnoliopsida; Brassicales; Brassicaceae
Product: lactoylglutathione lyase
Exons: 9
Coding region: 128-823 (231 amino acids)
Molecular function (GO): metal ion binding; lactoylglutathione lyase activity
Source: RefSeq, a predicted model, not a curated record